UCCAUACUUAUAGCCAUCAUCAUAAGCCCAUGUUCCGACUCAACUCAAUCCAACCUUUGCAGAACUUCUUGUGGUGGCAUUCCCAUCGAAUACCCUUUUGGCAUUGACGAUGGUUGUGGAAGUCCAUAUUACCGAUACAUUCUGGCAUGUUCUGACUCAGGAAAGCUUGAAGUCAGAACCCCUUCGGGGAGAUACCCAGUUCAUAACGUUAGCUAUGCUGAUCCACACAUUCUAGUCACUGAUCCAUUCAUGUGGAACUGUGAAGAUGGCGAGAAUUAUCGUCCCACAAGGCCAUUCAGUUUAGAUACCAGCACACGCUUCAAACUUUCCCCUCAAAAUGAGUACAUCUUCUUCAAUUGCAGUGAGGAUCAUGUGAUCGUUAAGCCAAAGCCCAUCUUCUGUGAGCGCUUCCCCGAACACUGUGAUUCAUCAUGUGACAGUGGUAGCUAUUUGUGCAGGCACAUGCCAGGGUGUUCCUUUGCUAUGAGUGGUAGCUCUUGCUGCUCUUACUAUCCAAAAGCCACUGAAUCGUUGAGGUUGAUGCUCAAGUAUUGCACAAGUUAUACAAGUGUUUAUUGGAAAAACAUUGGUGCUCCUCAGCCUUAUGAUCAAGUCCCUGAAUAUGGGAUCAGAAUUGAUUUUGAUAUCCCCGUAACUACACGCUGCCUUCAGUGCCAGGAUCCCUCCAAAGGAGGUGGAACUUGUGGAUUUGACACCCAUACUCAGAGUUUCAUUUGCCUGUGCAAGGAAGGAAAUUUCACUACCCAUUGUAAAGAUUAUAAUACUGCACAGCACAAGAAGAGGGUCCAUGUAAUUGCAGGGACAGUUACUGCUAUUUCGGCUGCAGGGGCAUUUGGAAUUGGAGCUGGUAUUUGUUACUUGAAGAAAGUGAGAACUAAAGCACCCGUAACAUGCGGGGUUCAAAGCAACGAUAACAGAUUUUUCUGA
Molecule: messenger RNA, 948 nt
Organism: Abrus precatorius (Indian licorice)
Lineage: Eukaryota; Viridiplantae; Streptophyta; Magnoliopsida; Fabales; Fabaceae
Exons: 4
Molecular function (GO): polysaccharide binding
Source: RefSeq, a predicted model, not a curated record